Molecule: messenger RNA, 2247 nt
Organism: Neohortaea acidophila
Lineage: Eukaryota; Fungi; Ascomycota; Dothideomycetes; Mycosphaerellales; Teratosphaeriaceae
Product: Prefoldin subunit-domain-containing protein
Exons: 1
Coding region: 101-2164 (687 amino acids)
Biological process (GO): negative regulation of transcription by RNA polymerase II; negative regulation of phosphatase activity
Molecular function (GO): chromatin binding; transcription corepressor activity; phosphatase inhibitor activity
Source: RefSeq, a predicted model, not a curated record
CAAAAACACAAUUAACCUCCGCGCCAUCUUCACCGCUCCAUUCCAGCAGUGCACAUUCUUCAGUUCGAAGACCGAGCGCAGCGGCCGGCAAUCGAUCAUAAUGGACCUCCUCAGAUUAGAGCAGCAGCGGCAAACACUGGAAGACAACCUCCAGAAGCUGCGCCAGUCUCUCAAGCACUGGCAAAUCUGGGAAGCCGAAUACGAAGGCUUGAAGGAGGAGAUUCAGACCGCGGGCGCCGAACCAUCUGUUUCACAACUCGAGGAACUGGCCAAGUCGUAUAAUGGCGAGCUGGUCACGGAAAAGGAAAUUCGUGAAAUUGUCCGACUUGAGACGGGCUCCGAUCCGAGGUCUGCGCAGCAAAUCAUCGGCCUCAUCGAGCGACGGCAGGAGUAUGUGCAGAAGAAUAUCGACACUGUACAAAGACAGUUCUUCGAUGCGGAGGCGAAAGCAGAGGAACUUGCCUUCGCAGCGGCGAACUCGACAGCUAGCGAAGGGACUGGUUUGCCACUGACGGAGAUCCACGAAGAACUAGACGAGGAUGGAAACGUGAUCUCCAGCCAUCUCAGCCAACCCGAGCAAACGACUGCGGAUCUUGUCGCCUCGCUGCGAAAAGCCGGUUUGAAAGACGGCGACUUCGAGGGCAUCGCCUCCGCUGCUCAGCCGAAAACGGAGGAUUUGAAGCCCGCCAUCACCAAUCUCAGUCCUCUGAUUACAUCUCAUCCUAUUCACGUGGAGAAGCGCACAAACUCCGACACUCCUAUGUCACGCACGAGCAGCAGCGGUGCUGAGGAUCUGGAGCGGCCUUCAUCCCGCAAGAAAUCGGUCUCGUUCACCGCCGAUACCAAGCCGCCCGAGGAGCGACCAAGGACCCUCUCUCAAGAAGGCAGGAAAUCUGUUUCAUUCGCCGAAAAGGUCGCGGUCAUGCCCGCUGCACCUCCACCGGACAGCCGAUCUGUCUCCUUCUCGCCCAAUGUAGAAGAGAUCCCCCCUCAGCCCCUCGGACCACCGUCGCCAGAUGUGCGGCCAGGAAACACCCAAGACGCUUCGCAAACUUCUGGCGUCGCUUCAAAAGCAGUGGUCGAUGUUCCAAAUCAGAACGGGACAGACGAAGUUGCGGUGGACGACGCACCCGUGAUACCAACCACCGACUCCCCCGAAGAUGCUCGCCUCCGCCGAGAAAUGCUGGAAUACCACCUAAACGAAGUGGGCAACGUUGUCGCCCAAAUAGAUCUAGAUGAAGGCGACAUGGACAUGGAGGACGACGAAGACGACGGUAGCUCCUUCUUCACCUCCUCGGAGUACCGUGACGACGAUAACGAUAACAAUGACGAAGACACCCCCUACACCACUGGACACUCCGAAUCCGAAGAAAGCGAAGACGAAUUCGGCCGCUUGAAAGGAGGCGUUAUUACACCAGAGUACCGGGAACAAAUGGAAGCGCUGCAACGUAGACUGAUUGGCAAUCUCGGCCCCGAACCCAAAGACGAAGAGAUGGCUAGCGCCGCCAGCUCUGCACCCGACCCCAAGGACGUGCGAAGGCUGGUUAUUCGCGACAAGCGCCACUCGACUUCCAGCGCCAGUUCAGACAACAGUGAAAAGAAAGGUGCCGGGAAGAAGCGCGUGAGCUUCGCAGACGCGCUGGACGUGGCGGAAGCCCCAGGGUCGCCGCCUCUGAAAGCCCAGAAAGUGCUAGAAGGCGAGAACGUCGCGCCCGUGGCGAGCAGCGUGCUCGAGCGGACAACAGCAACAUCCCAUUCCCUUCCGCCAAACGCAAUGCCGGCAUCAAGCAUUCCAAAGAGCGCGCGCGCCGCGCCUAUCAUCGAUGACUCUCCCACUCAAGCCGGCUCAUCUGCUCUCGACGACGACGAUGACGAUCGUCCAUCCGGCCCACCAGGAAAGACGAUCGCCGACACAUUAACAGAGCGUACGCCAUCUUCGAGAACCGCAGUGGCCCCGGGAGCAGACGAGGGAGAUCCAAUCCUGGAGCGCCGCGAGCUGGCUACAGAGUACUACCGGCGCCGCAACGACUUCAUCCGGCAGCAAGGCGGCUUCAAAGCGACUUCUGACGAGAGCGAAGGGUUGGGCGAGCUGAUGGAGGAGCGGCCUGACGGGCAGGUGAAGAAGGUCAGUCGGUUCAAGGCUGCGAGGAUUCAGCCGCUGUAGGUAGGAGUCGCUGCGACGACUGGGUAGUAAGAAGAGCGCGCCGCUUUUGAUUCAUCACUUUUCCUUAUUCUCAAUGUCGGUGG